Messenger RNA from Manihot esculenta (cassava), 669 nucleotides. Its product is annotated as acyl-coenzyme A thioesterase 13. Gene Ontology annotation, molecular function: fatty acyl-CoA hydrolase activity. NCBI's taxonomy places the organism in Eukaryota, Viridiplantae, Streptophyta, Magnoliopsida, Malpighiales, Euphorbiaceae. The coding region runs from base 80 to 544 and encodes 154 amino acids. The record is from RefSeq and is a predicted model, not a curated record. The transcript has 3 exons.
CUUUCGUUAAUUAAACUAUUAUUAUUUUCGCAUAUGCUGGUGAAUUGCGAGACUGAAAGAGCAGGAGAAAAAAGAAGAAAUGGAUUUGGAGUCGGUGAAGAGAUACCUGGAGAAAGGCGAAGAUGACAAGAACCGAUCAACCGUUGAAGGAUUGCCUCUCAGAUACUUCGAACGCUUCGUAAUGCAAGGCAUUCACGUCGACCUCAUUGAACCAGGCCGUCUUGUAUGCUCCAUGAAAGUCCCUCCUCGCCUGCUGAAUGCCGGCAAUUUCUUGCAUGGUGGAGCCACGGCGACGCUAGUUGACUUGUUGGGUUCAGCUGUAAUUUACACUGUUGGAGCUCAAUUUACCGGAGUUUCGGUGGAAAUCAACGUUUCAUACUUGGACGCUGCUUAUGUCGAUGAAGAAAUUGAGAUUGAGUCGAGGGUUCUUCGAGUUGGUAAAGCUGUUGGAGUCGUCAGUGUUGAGCUGAGGAAGAAAAAAAGUGGGAAAAUUAUUGCUCAAGGCCGACACACUAAGUACCUUGCUGUUUCUAGCAAAAUGUAAAUGGCCUGCUACACUGUAGCUGCCUCAUAAUGGAAUCCUCGUAUCUAUGCAUUUAUGUAAUUACUAUAUUGGAACCAACAAUGCAUUUGCAAACAUAUGCAAAUAAUAUAUUACAUUUUAUGUAA